UUCUUGUUAGCAGUUCACUUUGGAUAGCCUCUGCGCCAAUUAGAUGUUUCCAAUACAGGUGAUCCUCUCUUGAAGAUGUCACCGCCAAUAGAUGGGUUGUUGGUGCCCUACAAAAUUGCACUCUCACUAGACCUGAAAUUGCUUUCACAGUGAAACCAACUUCGUCAAUUUUUUCAAUCUCCUGCCAUAGCUUAUUGGUUUGCUACCAAGCGAGUCCUACACUACCUUAAGAGCUCUCUACAUUAUGGCUUGUUUUUUGGCAAGGGCUGUUUCCAUCUCAAUGCCUUCUGUGAUUUAGAUUGGGCUGGUUCCAUUGAUAAUAGACAAUCCGCUACAGGUUUUGCCAUCUUCCAUGGCUAUCGUAAUUGCUGAAUUAUAUUGGCUUCGCAUGCUACUGCGUGACCUCCAUAUCCACCUUUCCUCUCUCCUUGUGCUGUGGUACUGUGAUAAUCUUGGAGCUUUAUCCCUUGAACAAACCCAACUUUUCAUGUUAGCUAGGACUAAACAUAUUGAAGUGGACUAUCACUUCAUUCGUGAGAAAGUCCCCCACAGAUAUGUUUCAUUUCCAGUACUCAUGCUCAGUUAGCAGAUGUGUUCGCUGAAGGGUUGACUUCGUCUCAGUUUGUUUGUCUUGCUUCGAUCCAAACUCAUGCUUUGUGAAUUCCCAUGUAUUUGAGGGGAAUGUGUCUUAUCCAAAUCAAUUACACCUGCUUGCUAACUCAGUUUCCUGCACUACUUCAAAUUCUUCCCUACAAAAACUACAACAUGAUAACACUUCUGCGUUAUGUGAAAGUUUAAAUUCCAUAGAAGUUGUAUACAUUAGUUGUGAUAAGGAUCAUUCAUAAACAUCAUCUGUAUACGUUUAAAUUUCAUACUAUGUUAUAACUCUUACAGUCGUCGCCAAAAACCAGCCGAAUAAGACUGUUGCAUGAAAUACCACCAAUCGAACACCCGCUCAAAUCCUCCGGCCACCAAAAAAAAAAAAAAUCCCCUCCGUCUGGAGAAUGGGGCCUCGCCCACGAAAGAAGUGGAGCAUCUACACCCGACCCGAUAUAAUCACCAAAUACGAAGUCUUGGAGCGCGUUGGCUUCGGCGCGUACUCUGACGUCUACAGAGCCCGCCGGCUAUCCGAUAACCUCGUCGUCGCUCUCAAGGAGGUCCACGACUACCAGUCUGCUUUCCGCGAAAUCGAGGCCCUAGAGAUCCUGCAUAAUUCACCAAACGUCGUCGUUCUUCACGAGUACCUCUGGUGGGAGGAUGGGAACGAAGACGUGGUCCUUGUAUUGGAGUACCUAAGGACGGACUUGGCAACGGUGGUCAGGGAGGCAGAGAGAGACGGCCGUGGAAUUGGGAUCGGCGAGUUGAAGAGGUGGAUGGUUCAGAUUCUCUGCGGAGUGGAUGCCUGUCACAGGAACGGGAUCGUGCAUCGGGAUUUAAAACCCGGUAAUUUGUUGGUAUCGGACGAUGGGGUGCUCAAGAUCGCGGAUUUUGGGCAGGCGAGGAUACUCCUGGAACCUGGAUAUGCAGCUGCCUACAACGACCCACAACUUUACGAACAGAACUUUGAAAAUCUGGAAAAUACCUUGGACAAUUCAUCUGAAAUGCACAUUAGUUCAUCUUGUCUUGCUACAUGCUCGAGAAGCGACGUAGAGGAUGAUAGACAAGGUUGUUUCACAUCCUUGGCCGGUACUCGUGGGUUCAUGGCUCCUGAACUAUUCUAUGGAUCGACAGACUAUGGUUUAGAGAUUGAUCUGUGGUCAUUGGGUUGCAUAUUUGCGGAGCUUUUUACUCUGGAGCCCCUUUUUCCUGUUACUGCUCAUAUUGAUCAGCUCACCAGAAUUUGUAGCGUCUUGGGAAACUUGACUGAGGACGUCUGGCCAGCUUGUUCUAAAUUUCAUGCCUACAAAAAGAUUUCAAUCAAUAAGGUAGCAAAUCCAAUUGGCUUGGAAGCGUGCCUGGCCAACCGCUCCCACGAAGAAAUCUCUCUGGUCAAAAGACUUGUCUGCUAUGACCCGGCUAGGAGAGCCACGGCAAUGGAACUGCUCCGUGACAUGUAUUUCAGGGAUCAAGAGCCUCCUCCUCCUCCUCCUCAGGUUCCCUUAUCUGACUUAUGAUUUCCUUCAACCAGAAGUGGGCAAAUGGGACUCUCCUGAUAGAUAGAAGAUAUUUACAACUAUAAACUGUGCAACUAUCACAUAAUUAUUUUGUGCAAUCAUG
This is a messenger RNA of Carya illinoinensis, 2217 nucleotides long. Its product is annotated as cyclin-dependent kinase F-1-like. The transcript has 2 exons. Gene Ontology annotation, cellular component: nucleus. The record is from RefSeq and is a predicted model, not a curated record. Gene Ontology annotation, molecular function: ATP binding. Gene Ontology annotation, biological process: protein phosphorylation. Bases 1005 to 2114 code for a protein of 369 amino acids. Lineage: Eukaryota; Viridiplantae; Streptophyta; Magnoliopsida; Fagales; Juglandaceae.